Messenger RNA from Triticum turgidum subsp. durum (durum wheat), 1545 nucleotides. Lineage: Eukaryota; Viridiplantae; Streptophyta; Magnoliopsida; Poales; Poaceae. The record is from the annotation of a GenBank genome assembly.
AUGGUCUCCCUCCUCAUCACACUGGCCCAAGACCGUGUCCAUGGGCCAGGGGCGGCGCGGGUUCUGGUGUUGAGGAACAGCCGAGGGGACACGGCGCUGCAUGUGGCGGCGCGGCACGGGUGCCAGGCCGUGGUGGAGAGGCUGGUGGUGGCUGCUCCGGCCUUGUCGUGCGGUGUGAACGACGCUGGGGUGUCGCCGCUCUAUCUCGCCGUGUCACGCCGCUCAGCAGGCAUCGUGAAAGCUCUGGUCGGACGUAGGCACGCAGCUGCCUCUGCGUCUGGCCCCAACGGCCAGAAUGCUCUGCACGCAGCUGUUCUACAAAGCGCAGAAAUUACAAGUGAUGUUUUGAGAUGGAGCCUGGAUCUGGCCAAAGAAACUGAUGGAUUGGGAAGCACUCCGCUGCAUUAUGCUGCGUCCGACGGCGACCGGGAGAUCGUCAGCCAGCUUAUUAGCUCAGCGCCGUCAGCCAUAUAUCUGCAAGACCAACAAGGCUUCACUCCUCUGCAUAUCGCGGCAUGGAUGGGCCACGUGGACGUCAUCCGCGACAUCUUACAAGCUUGCCCAGACUCGGCGGAGAUUGCCGACAACAACGGCAAAAACUUCCUCCAUGUUGCCAUCGAACGCGGCAAUGAAUCCGUGGUCAAAUACGUCGUCGGUAGCCCGUUCGCCGGCGGAGUGGUGAAUGAGCAAGACAAUAACGGGAACACGCCGCUGCACUCCGCCGUGCUUGCUGGGAAGCCAAAGCUUGCAAUUUUGCAGAGCGAGCUCCUUGACUUGAACAUUGCUAACAAUGAAGGGAGGACACCAUUUGACCUCGUCUCGGAUAUUACCAGCUUCUUGCCCAUGAUCGGCUUUGUGCUCAAGCUAUCAGCCCGGGGAGUUUGUAUCGGGACGCGACGCCAAGACUUCAUACUCCCGUGGAAGGGCGUAGAGAUGAAAGAAUGGAUUGAGAAAUUAUCCAAGAACCUAGGCAUUGUGGCAGUGCUCAUCGCCACCAUCGCCUUGACCGCCAUGUUCAACGUGCCAGGCGGAUACGACUCCGAGGGCAUGCCAAACCUGCGGGGUACGUUUCCCUAUAACGCCUUUCUGGUGCUCGAUACUGUGGCGGUCGCUUCCUCCAUGAUCGCCACCAUGCUUCUCAUCUAUGGGAGGGGAGCGGCGGCGCGGUCAAGUGCGGCGUGGAUAUGCUUGGCCCUUAUCUUCCUUUGGUGCGCCCUCAUGGGCAUGAUCCUGUCUUUCAUGGCCGCCGUGGUCCCAGGGCUGGACAAUGCUAUCUUGAUCAAAAGGGUCAUGUGGUGCAUCUUCGCGUUGCCGUUCUUCUCCCUGGUCGUGCUUAGCUUUGUGUGGGCAGCACCAGCACCGACCAUCACCAGCGUAGGGCUACUGUUCCAUGCCCAAAUCAGAGAAGACCGCAUGCGCACAAGAAGGCAUGCCGGGCGACGUUUCCCCCUAGUGGGUUUCUACCUCGGUGUUCUCUACUUGUUCUGGUUCCUCAAUGCUAUGGCUUUUGCUUUCACUCUGCAUAUCAUCAUGAUCACAGUCUGA